Ceratina calcarata is the source of this 1148-nucleotide messenger RNA. Its product is annotated as transmembrane protein 35A. The transcript is spliced from 4 exons. The record is from RefSeq and is a predicted model, not a curated record. Gene Ontology annotation, biological process: chaperone-mediated protein complex assembly; positive regulation of protein localization to cell surface. Gene Ontology annotation, cellular component: endoplasmic reticulum. NCBI's taxonomy places the organism in Eukaryota, Metazoa, Arthropoda, Insecta, Hymenoptera, Apidae. The coding region runs from base 1 to 471 and encodes 156 amino acids.
AUGGGUUCGAUCGUACUAAAGUCUCUCUCAGUUCUCCUUGGAAUAUUCUUCGUUUUCGUCGGUACUAUGAAGCUGACUUCUCACAUUAGUAAGGAUCUUCACAAGGACUUGAGGAAAGAGUAUGUGAAAUAUGCAAAAGUAUUUCCUCUGUCCGGUACGCUGGAUUUCAAAGUACCGAGUAAAUGGUAUAGGAGAGUUGUUGGAUCACUUGAGAUUAUUUGUGGGCUUGCAAUGGCGAUAAUUCCAAGUCAUAAGAUAAAAAAUGUGUCGAAUGCGGUGUUACUAUUGUUGAUGUUAAUGGCUGUGUAUUCUCACUAUAUGGUGAACGAUAAGUUCGAGAGGAUUGCUCCAGCACUGGUAUUCUUCUUUAUGCUAACGGGCCGAUUAGUAAUAGAUUGGCAACUCAGGCGAGAAGACGCACAACCGAUAACAGCAAAUGGUGUAGAUGAUAAAAGCAAGAAACAAGAUUGAAUUCGAAAUUUUUAUGCAUACAUGUUGUUCUUUGGUUGCCAUUUAUCACUUUUAUCACAUACAAAUAAUUUUCAAUACAUUAGACAGACAGACCAUUUAUUUGAUGCUCAAUUUCUUAUUUCGAUGUACAUUAAUUAUUUCUACUCUCACUUGCAACACGUUUUCCAUCUCGCGUUCUCUCAUUCUGUCAAUUCUGUUGCUUAUCGUAGAAAAUUAUCACUUUAACUGAACUGAAUUUAAAUUUUAGAAUGAAACUUCUGCAUCUUCAUAACUUCAAAACUUGCAAAAUUUAAUCAUUAGUUAGCAUUAUAUUUAUUUAAUCACAGGAUCAUGAAAUACUAGCUCAAGCACAAGAUAUUAACUGCCAUUCGAAUUAAUGUGUUCUCCUGGAUAUCGUGUUAAGAUGUAUAUACAUGUCUUUAAAUAAUAUAGUGAAAACAAUCUCCUUUCAUAUUAAAGUGUACAUGCCUGAUUUCUUUGCAUUGCAAUUGUUUUUACUUGUUUGUUGCUUUUUUAAUUUCUCACAGAAAAAAAGCACAUAGGAUUUUAAGAAUCAAAUGAAAACAUGAAUUGGAAAUUAUGUAUAAACCAGUUAGAUCAAAGACUCAAUCAGAGCUGUAGCAUAUAAUAACAACUAUGGUUUGCUUUUUAUUCAAAAAAGAACCAAAACAUUUGAA